CAAGCUUCUUAAUCUUGUUUUCGUUACCGUUUUUAGAUAUUUUCUUUUUCAAGAAAAGAAAACCAAUACGCUUGUAGAGGCAAAGAUGAUGGAGAAGAAGAAAGUGGUGGGAAUGCUGGUAAUUGUAUUGCUGUCAAUGGUAGGGGUUUGCUGGGCCUGGGGAUGGCAAGAGAUGACAAAGGAAACUGUGAAGGACUCCUUGUCUGAUUCGGGACUUGACAACUUCCUCGUGGUCAUGGGACAGAAAUUUGAGAAUGCAAGAGAGGCGGCUAAAGAUAUGAUGGAUAAAGGUGGAGAUGGUGCCUCAAUGUCUGCCUCUGAUUCGAAUCAGGUUGAUAAUGGUCGAGAGACAAUGGCAUAUGGGGAAGACAAUGCCUACGACGAAGCUCGGCAUGAAGCUCAUCAUGCAGAAGAAAAAGUUGCAGAUGAUGAAGCCCAUCAUGCGAAAGAUGAAAUUGCAGAUGCGAAGGAGCAUGGAACAGAUAAAGCAGCAGAUACAAUCGAUGAAGCCAAAGAACCAUUGGCAGAAGCCAAUCAAAAUGCUAGAGAUAAAGCGAUCGAUGCCUAUAAAAAAGGCAGCCAAGAAACUAAGGAAGCAGUAAAUCAUGGAUCAUCUGCAGAUAGGAUCUUCAGUGAAGAUGCUAUGGCUAAGUUUGAGGCCUGGAAAGAGAAGGCUUACCAUGUUAUAAGUAAUUAUGUAGCUUGGACCAUGAUUAAGGUUGUACUAUCGCACGGAAAAGAUGAAGCGAAGGCUUGCGAUCUUGUAAGUGAUGAUGUAGCUAGGAUUAUUGAUAAGGCUGCAGCCCAUGCCUAUAAUGAAAUAGGAGGAUAUACAUAUGCAUCUGGUGAUAAGAUCGUGAGUGAAGAUCUUAUGGCUAAGUUUGGUGAUAAGAUCAUGGGUGAAGAUGUUAUGGCUAAGUUUGAGGCUUUGACAGAGAAGGCUUCCCAUAUUAUAGCUGAUGGUGUAGCUAGGAUCCUUAAAGGUAAGGCUGCAGAAUCAAUCUCGCGUGGAAGAAAUGAAGUUUCCCAUGUCUAUAAUGAAGUAGAAGAAACAUAUGCAUCUGGUGAUAAGAUCACGAGUGAAGAUGUUAUAGCUAAGUUUGAGGCUUUGACAGAGACGGUGUGCCAUGUUAUAGCUAAUGAUGUAGCUAGGAUUAUUAAAGAUAAGGCUGCAGAAUUAAUCUCGCAUGGAGAUGAAGUUUCGCAUGCCACAUAUGCAUCUGGUGAUAAGAUCAUGAGCGAAGAACUUAAACCUAACUUUAAGGCCUGGGAAAAGAAGGCUGCCAAUGCUAUAGGUGAUGAUGUAGCUAUUAAACAUAAGGCUGCAGAAUCAACCUCGCACGGAAGAAAUGAAGUUUCCGAUGCCUAUAAUGAAGCAAUCAAUAAGGUAGGAGGAACAUAUGUAUCUGCUGAUAAGAUCAUGAGCAAGGAUGUUAUGGCUAAGUUUGAGGCUGCCAUGGAGCAGGCUUCCCAUGCUUUAGGUGGUGCUGUAGGGGUGAUUGAAGGUGAGGAAGCAGAAUCAAUAUCACAUGGAAGAGAAGAAGAUUCAAAUGCUUAUGAUGAAGCUAAGAAUGAGUUGGGAGAAACAUAUGCAGCGGCAGAUAAGAUCUUGAGUAUGGAUGCUAUGGCUAAGUAUGAGGCUGCGAAAGAGAAGGCUUCCCAGGCUAUGGGUGAUGUUGGAGCUAAGAUGAGAGCGAAUAUUGCUGAGGUCUGAGUUAAAAUCUGAACUUAUUUACUAGCUUUUGAGUUAAAGCUAUUUGAUGUUAUUGUAAAUUGUUGAGUUAUUUGCUUUUAGUUUGAGACUUCGCAUAGUGGUUUACUUCAUAUAGCAAUUUCUGUUGCAACAUCAAAUAGUAAUAUUUAGCAAUAUUUUUGAA
Gossypium raimondii (Peruvian cotton) is the source of this 1877-nucleotide messenger RNA. RefSeq lists its product as uncharacterized. The record is from RefSeq and is a predicted model, not a curated record. Lineage: Eukaryota; Viridiplantae; Streptophyta; Magnoliopsida; Malvales; Malvaceae. The coding region runs from base 86 to 1714 and encodes 542 amino acids. The transcript has 3 exons.